UGAAAAUAAUUGUAAUAAAAUAAUUCGAAUUUUGGGGAAAACAAUCAGCACAAGAAAGCCUAGUUUUCAACUUCCAAGGAUCGAGAGCUCGAGAUUAUCACUGGCAUCAUCAUCGUUUGAUUGCAUAAUUGUUUGAGAAACCAAUCACCAAAUUGAGAUGUCGUGCCUGGCAUCGUGCUGUGCGUCUCUGACGUGUGGAUUGUGCACAUCGGUGGCGUCUGGCAUCACUAAGCGCUCCGCGAGAUUUGCCUACUGCGGCUUGUUUGGUGUUUCCUUGAUUGUUUCUUGGAUCCUCAGAGAAGUCGGCGCACCUCUCCUCAAACAAUUCUCCUGGAUAAAUACUUCCGAUGACCUUACAGACCAAUGGUUCCAAAUACAGGGAGUUCUUCGUGUUAGCAUGGCGAAUUUCUUGUUCUUUGGAACAUUAGCUCUCAUUAUGAUUGGUGUGAAGGAUCAGAAUGACAGGCGCGAUGCCUGGCAUCAUGGUGGAUGGAUUGCUAAGAUGAUAAUUUGGGCUUUGCUCACCAUCCUCAUGUUCUUCGUUCCCAAUGUUGUUAUAGACGUAUAUGGAGUGAUUUCAAAGUUUGGGGCCGGGUGCUUCUUAUUGGUCCAGGUUUUGAUAUUGUUAGACGCCACACAUUCGUGGAACGAUUCAUGGGUUGCUAAAGAUGAGCAGAAGUGGUACAUUGCCUUGCUCGUCGUGUCAGUGGCGUGCUACCUUGGAGCAUUUACAUUUACGGGGAUUCUAUUCAUCUGGUUCAAUCCUUCCGGGAACGACUGCGGCCUCAACAUCUUCUUCCUAGUCACGAACUUCAUUCUUGCUUUUGCUUUCGCUAUCAUCGCUCUGCAUCCAAAGGUUAAUGGCAGCCUCUUGCCUGCUUCUGUGAUCUCUCUCUACUGUGCUUAUGUGUGCUAUACCGGUCUCUCUAGUGAACCUCGAGACUAUGCCUGCAACGGUCUUCACAAGUCGACAGCCGUCUCCACGAGCACCCUCGUACUAGGGAUGCUCACAACAGUGCUGUCCGUCCUAUAUUCUGCUCUCCGUGCUGGAUCAUCGACCACUUUCUUAUCAUCCCCUCCAUCUUCGCCUCGAGCAGGUGAGAAAAAGCCUCUUCUCGAGUCGGGGGAUGUGGAGUCCGGGGGUGCAGAAGCGCGACCGGUUAGUUACUCGUACUUUUUCUUCCAUGUUAUAUUUGCGCUGGCUAGCAUGUACUCGGCCAUGCUUCUGUCGGGAUGGACCAGCGACUCUGAGAACUCCGAUCUCAUUGAUGUGGGUUGGACGUCGGUUUGGGUCCGAAUCUGCACGGAGUGGAUCACGGCUGGCUUGUACAUUUGGUCCCUUGUCGCUCCUAUAAUCUUUCCUGAUCGGGAGUUCUACUAGACCAACUGCUACAUUACACGUGACAUGUAUUGAUGGUGUUGUUGUAAUUACUCAACUUUGGAGUCGAAUCAGACUUAUAUAUGUAUUAUGUUAGUAUAUAAAUUAUAAAAUGUUACAGACUUGGAAUUGGAUAUGUAGUAGUACUACUAGUGUUUGUGCCUGGGCAUCACAAGAACCUUUUUUAUGGUUAUUGUAUAAAAUAUAAUAACAGUGAAAUUAUUGAUGUGUA
Salvia hispanica is the source of this 1610-nucleotide messenger RNA. RefSeq names its product Serinc-domain containing serine and sphingolipid biosynthesis protein. Gene Ontology annotation, cellular component: membrane. The record is from RefSeq and is a predicted model, not a curated record. NCBI's taxonomy places the organism in Eukaryota, Viridiplantae, Streptophyta, Magnoliopsida, Lamiales, Lamiaceae.